Molecule: messenger RNA, 2553 nt
Organism: Oldenlandia corymbosa var. corymbosa
Lineage: Eukaryota; Viridiplantae; Streptophyta; Magnoliopsida; Gentianales; Rubiaceae
Source: the annotation of a GenBank genome assembly
UUCGAGGAAUAUAUACGUAAUAAAUUAAUUUAUUAAAUAAUGAAAAUGAAAAAAAAAAUCCAUAUUAGCAGUAGUAUACAGUAACCGUCUUUCCGUGAUUGUAUUUUAUUAGACAUACUGUGUUUAAUUCUGUGUGGUGCUUUGCAAAUCCCGCCCGCCGGAGUAUCGUCACCUAUCGGUAACUCAUAAGGCUAACGGUGAUUGGAGUUCCGGUUAUUUAUUUAUUUUUUUGUGUUUUAUUAAUAAAGUUAUAUGACUACUGCUUCGUAUCCGUUUGUGUGAAGGUAAGUUUGAUUCGAAUUCGAUUGUAAUGAUUCAUAGGCAAGUAAGGAAUUAGUGACCCCGAGAGCAGGAGGAGGUUGGACGGUCACGAAUUGAAUUCGCGGGACGCGGGUUUAGGGCUUGUUUGUAGCAGGGUUUGGGGUGUCGGUGAUUGUAUCGAAAUGGCCGGCGUCGUGGUACCGGAGGACCUCCACCACCAGAAGAAGAAGAAGAAAACGGAAGUGAUACGACUGGAGCGGGAAUCGGUCAUCCCAAUUCUCAAGCCCAAGCUUAUCAUGACCUUGGCUAACCUUAUUGAACAUACCUCUGAUCGCUCCGAGUUUUUGAAGCUGUGCAAGAGGGUGGAGUACACUAUUCGAGCCUGGUACCUUCUACAGUUUGAAGAUCUCAUGCAACUCUACUCUCUCUUUGAUCCCGUCCACGGCGCUCAGAAAUUAGAGCAGCAGAAUUUGUCUCAGGAUGAAAUCGACAUUCUUGAGCAAAACUUCUUGUCAUACUUAUUUCAGGUGAUGGAUAAGAGCAAUUUCAAAGUAGCCACUGAUGAUGAAAUCGAUGUUGCUCAUUCUGGCCAAUAUCUUCUAAAUCUUCCAAUUGUUGUUGAUGAAUCUAAGCUUGACAAGAAACUCUUGAGGAGAUAUUUUGAGGAGCAUCCCCAUGAAAAUCUUCCAGACUUUGCUGAUAAGUAUGUUAUAUUCAGGCGUGGCAUUGGAAUUGAUCGGACCACUGAUUACUUUUUUAUGGAGAAAGUCGACAUGCUUAUUGCACGCCUUUGGAAUUGGAUUUUGAGAACAACUAAGUUGGAAAAAUUAUUGUCCAAAAGAUCAAUCUCUCGAUCCAAAAAGGAUGCUAAGAAAAAUGAUGAGAUUACUGCUGAACAUGAAGAAGACGACAUGUUUGUUGAACGAAUUCGUCUCGAGAACAUGGAGCUCAGUUUUGGUAGCCUGCUGAGCAAGAUAACAAUUCAAGAACCUACCUUUGAUAGGAUAAUUGUUGUGUACAGGCGAGCAGGUACUAAGCUAAAACCUGAACGAGGAAUAUUCGUAAAACAUUUCAAAAAUAUUCCAAUGGCUGAUAUGGAAAUAGUAUUGCCAGAGAAGAAAAACCCAAGUCUGACACCCAUGGAUUGGGUUAAAUUCCUUAUUUCUGCUGUGGUUGGGCUGGUUGCUGUUGUGGGUUCUCUUGACAUGCCUAAAGGGGAUCUAUGGGUCCUUUUUGCUAUUCUUUCGACAGUGCUUGGUUAUUGUGCGAAGACGUAUUUCACGUUCCAACAAAAUAUGGCUACAUAUCAGAACAUGAUUACUCAAUCUAUGUAUGAUAAGCAAUUGGAUAGUGGAAAGGGCACUCUUCUUCAUUUGUGUGAUGAUGUUAUUCAACAAGAAGUGAAGGAGGUGAUAAUUUCAUUCUUCAUAUUAAUGGAACAGGGUAAAGCUACAUUACAGGAUCUUGAUCUGCGCUGUGAGGAACUGAUAAAAGAAGAAUUUGGGGAGAGCUGCAAUUUUGAUGUUGAUGAUGCUGUACAGAAAUUGGAAAAGUUGGGGAUUGUUUCUCGGGUAAGUUCAUUUUCCUGUUCAAGGCCGUGCUUUUUUUUUCAUGUACAAUUGGAUAACAGUUUCUUGAACAUUCAAGAAAGCAUAGAUAAAACUAAUUGGGUGGCCAGAAUAGGAAAGUACAGAUGUGCUCGAGAGUAAAUUAUGUUCGGGUUUCUGUUGGGAAAUCAGUUACCCAAAUAUGGGUUUCAAGACUCUCCCAACAAACCAUAUUUGAACCAACCAGUUAGUACACUGUUCAAAUUACAGUUUUCGUAUACUGAAACGCUGAUAGAAUUAGUUAACCAUGAAUUACACUUUUGUGACAUGUGAAAUAGGAUACGAUUGGAAGGUACUACUGUGUUGGUCUAAAGCGGGCCAAUGAGAUAAUUGGCACCACCACAGAGGAGCUUGUCAUAAAAGCCAGACAGCAUGGUGGUGGUGGUGCAAUUUCUUGAACACUGUUGAAAUGGAAAGGUAGGUGGGAAGACUUCCAAACAAUGAGCCAUGCCCUGCUAGUUCUCAUUUGCAUUUAUGGUUUCUCAUUGUAAAUCUUAAUCAUUCUUUUUUCCCCUUGUAGAAGUUUUUUUGCUGUUUGAAGGUGUUAAUAUUCAAAGUUAGUAUUUCGUGACCUCUAAUAAUUGUGUUCCGUAGCUUUUUUAAAUGGUUUUUUUUUCAGAAUUGUUUAUUAAUAAAUAUAUCAUAUAUAUAUAUAUGAUAUAUAUAGUGAAUAAAAAUAGUGACA